Silurus meridionalis is the source of this 5009-nucleotide messenger RNA. It is a transcript of the gene gucy2d, whose product is annotated as guanylate cyclase 2D, retinal. The coding region runs from base 441 to 3863 and encodes 1140 amino acids. The record is from RefSeq and is a predicted model, not a curated record. Gene Ontology annotation, molecular function: ATP binding; guanylate cyclase activity; peptide receptor activity. Gene Ontology annotation, biological process: intracellular signal transduction; cGMP biosynthetic process; receptor guanylyl cyclase signaling pathway. NCBI's taxonomy places the organism in Eukaryota, Metazoa, Chordata, Actinopteri, Siluriformes, Siluridae. The transcript has 20 exons.
UAAACCUGUUUAUUCCUGGUAAGAGCCAGAACUCAGAGAAGCGUUUGCUCUACCUACUCGGCCCCAAAAGGCACCUCGGUUUGGGGAAAGACCUAGUCCAGGACAGAGCCUCAAACUUCAAGAAACAAUAUCUCUGUAAUUACAGGCACCAAUUAAGGGAUUUUCUGAUUUCUUACCUGCCAGAGAAUGAAACAUUCUUUGGAAAAUAUAACAUUUCUAACCUAGUUUGGACUUUUUUUUUUUUAUCACACUUUCCUUUUUUUAUUGCUUGAAGAGAGAAGUUUUAUUUAAACUCUGGCGUUCCCCAGACUCCAGGGUACUGAUGGAAGGUUCUCCCCAGAAGGCCUUUUUUUUCACACAUCAAAUCAGGAUCUAACACAUGCAUUUGGUCCUCUGGCAAAACCGAUUGAAAUUUCCUAACUUGUGACAGGGGAGAGAAAAUGACUGUCCACGGAGACUCUAACUUCCUCUGGCAGUCACAUCAUCCACGAUGGCAUGCGGAAUCUCAUGUAGAAUGGAGAAGAAAACAAAAACGAACAAAUGAACACCCACUCACUUGGACUCAUGCAACAAUAUAUUCAAACUCUUUAUUGCAUAGGCAUUGUUGGAGAAGGAAUUGGUUUCUCCUGCCUCUGCUCAUAGUCUGUUAUUUACCAUGUGAGGCUUGGGGUGCUACUUUCAAGAUUGCCUUGGUGGGACCCUGGAAAUGUGACCCCAUGUACUCAAAAGCCCUGCCUGACUUGGCUGCCCGACUAGCUAUGGCCCGCAUCAACAAAGACCCCCACCUUAAUAAAGGAUACUGGUAUGAUUACACUUUGAUCAAUGAAGACUGUCAGACUUCCAGGGCUUUGGCCCGCUUCAUUGAGUUGGAAGGGUAUGGCUCUGCUUUUCUUGGGCCAGCCAACCCAGGAUACUGCACCUCUGCUGCUCUUCUGGCCAAAAACUGGAAUGCGGGCAUCCUGUCAUGGGCUUGCCUGAAAGCCAACAUGGAUGAUAGGACACAUCCAACAUUCCUACGGCCUCUGCCACUUUCCUCCCGGGUGCUGUUUGCAGUACUGCGCUUCUUUCACUGGGCACAUGUAGCCAUUGUGUCAGAGCAAACUGACAUAUGGGAGGCAACUGGGCUGGAACUUGCUGCAUCACUGCGUACCCUUGGCUUACCUGUCAGCACUGUGAUCUCCAUGAAGACGGAUGACAAUGGGCCCCGAAAAGCCCUGGAGAAAAUCAGAAACGCAGAUCGUGUGAGAGUGGUCAUCAUGUGCAUGCACUCGGUUCUUAUGGGUGGACAGGCUCAAUACCAGCUACUAACUACAGCAAUGCAUAUGCGUAUGAUAGAUCGUGGUUACAUCUUCAUGACAUAUGACACCCUACUCUAUGCUCUGCCGUAUAAAAAUGUGACCUACUCUGUACUCGCUAAUGACACCCAAUUGCGGCGGGCGUACGACGGAGUCCUCACCAUCACCAUGGACCAAGGACAGCAGAACUUCUACGAAGCUUUCAGAGAAGCCCAAAGCAACUAUGAGAUUCGCAGCAGUGCAGAGCCUGAUCAAGUCUCCCCGUUCUUUGGCACCAUCUACAACAUGCUAUACUACGCAGCAAUGGCAACAGAAUUAAGUAGGUUGGCCGGAGGAGGCCGAUGGGUGACAGGUGAAGCUCUGGCUCAGAACGAUGGCGGCUUCAAGUUCAAAGGCUUCAAUCAAGCCAUCUCGGCAGGCAGCGACGGCGAGGGCAUGCAGGCAAGCUAUGUGGUGCUGGACACAGAUGGCACUGGGGCCAGCCUCCAGAGAACUCACAUCCUGGAGGCACCACACACAUAUGGGAAAGUUGGUGCACUCAAGUACAUGGGGAAAUCCAUCCACUUUGCAGGUGCUUCACCCAGCACUGACCCCAACUGCUGGUUCAGCAGCUACGUGGCCUGCAGUGGCGGAAUGGAUGGAGUGACUUUCUUUUUCCUUUGUCUCCUUUUCUGUGCUUUAAUUGCUGCAAGUGUUUUCCUCUACCAUGUAAAAAUGACGGGACAACUCACUGUGUUGGGAGGGUUUGGAGGGGGAGGUAUGUCAACCCCCCCUAAGAUUGUGCUCACACUGGAUGACCUGGUCUUUAUUAACACACAACUGAGCAAGAGGAAGCUAAAUGAAGACAGUAUGAUGAAGAGUCAGUUAGACGAGAAAACCCCUCAUCACUCGGUCUCAGGAAGAAGCUACUUCACAUCCACCCCUGAAAUCUCCAAUGUGGCUGUAUUUGAGGGUGACUGGGUUUGGUUGAAGAAAUGCCAAAAUGGAGAAACAGUCACAGAGAUCAGUGACAGCACACAAGCCAUCUUCAUUAAGCUGAGGGACAUGCGUCAGGAGAACUUAAACCUGUUCCUGGGACUGUUUCUGGACUCGGGGUUAUUCGGCAUUGUGACCGAACAUUGCACCAGAGGCAGCCUGGAGGAUCUACUUAAUAAUGAAGAAAUGAGACUCGACUGGAUGUUCAAAUCUUCCCUGCUUAUGGACCUGAUCAGGGGAAUGAAGUAUCUGCAUAAUCGGGGUGUCAUUCAUGGACGUCUGAAGUCUCGAAAUUGCGUGGUAGAUGGCCGGUUCGUUCUCAAGGUGACAGAUUAUGGUUUGAACAAAAUCCUGAGCUCCCUAAACGUCACCCAGGAUGACAGCAAACCAGAGGAUCAGCUGUGGACAGCCCCAGAACUCUUGAGGAGGAGCAUGAGCGUGUUGAACGAUGGCACGAACAAGGGCGACGUCUACAGCUUUGCCAUCAUCAUGCAGGAGGUCAUCUCUCGCUCGGCUCCCUUCUGCAUGCUGGACAUGCCUGCAAAAGAGAUCGUAGAUAGGGUACGCAAUCCUCCUCCGCUCUGUCGACCCUCUGUCUCAGUGGACGAAGCUCCACUGGAGGUCAUUCAGAUCAUGAAGCAGGCCUGGAGCGAAGAUCCAGAACAGAGGCCCUCGUUCGAGGAGAUCUUUAAACAGUUUAAGACCAUCAGUAAAGGUAAAAAGACCAACAUAAUUGACUCGAUGCUGCGCAUGCUGGAGCAGUACUCCACCAAUCUGGAGGACUUGAUCCGUGAGAGGACUGAGGAGCUGGAAGUCGAGAGACAGAAAACGGAUGCUCUUGUGGCCCAGAUGCUGCCAAAGUCUGUUGCUCUGGCUCUAAAGAAAGGGAAGCCGGUAACACCAGAGCAUUUUGCUGAGGCAACGCUGUACUUCAGUGACAUUGUGGGCUUUACCACCAUCUCAUCCCUGAGCGAACCCAUUGAAGUGGUGGACCUCCUAAACGACCUCUAUACGCUUUUUGACUCUAUCAUUGGCAUGCAUGAUGUCUACAAGGUCGAGACCAUCGGUGAUGCGUACAUGGUGGCGUCGGGGGUUCCAACACGCAACGGCAACCGGCACGCAGCCGAGAUGGCCAACAUGUCUCUGGACAUCCUGUCCUGCAUCGGCACGUUCAAAAUGAGGCACAUGCCCAGCGUCAAAGUCAAAAUCCGUAUUGGACUUCAUUCUGGUCCAGUAGUAGCUGGAGUGGUCGGGUUGACGAUGCCCAGGUAUUGUCUGUUCGGAGACACAGUCAACACAGCGUCUCGAAUGGAAUCCACAGGGUUGCCUUACAGAAUCCACGUCAACGAAAGCACAGUCGACAUCCUCAGAGACCUCAAACUUGGAUACCAGAUAACGUCGAGGGGCAAAACGGAACUUAAGGGUAAAGGAGUUGAGGAGACGUUUUGGUUAGUUGGGAGGGAUGGAUUCACCAAACCCCUGCCCAUUCCACCAGAUCUUACUCCAGGGGCGAGUAACCAUGGCAUCAGCGUGGAGGAGAUUCCAGCAGACAGAAGGCAGCGCUUCCUGGACAGGCAAAAGAUGAUGGGUUAAAGAAGGAGGUUUAGGACCAAAACGCUGACUUUUUACAUGGAACGGCUGUUGUGCAGCGCCCCCUGUCGGAUUACAGAAGCCUCACACAAGGGUUGAAACUGCAUUGCAGUACUUUCUCUUCUAUUGGCUCAAAGUGAAUUGCAUGACACACAAGUAUUACUUUCCUGCUAUUUCCUAAGAAUUAGUUGUUGAAAUGUAAUUAUAUACUAGUUUUAAAGUAUAUAAUAACUUCUACCUUGACUGUGAUCCUGUACACUCAGAGUUCAGGAGACCAUUUGUGCAGUAAAGCAAAAAUUAACAUUUUUCCAUUUACAAAUUACAAUUGAAUAAACCAUUAUUGUUUGUAUUUGCAACAUUUCGACGAUGAUCAAUGUAAUUUACUCAUACAUCUUGCAUGAAUGUUACAUUUGUCCCAGCAUUCGUUUUUCCAGCCCAAAGAGAAAAGAAUGUGGGGCUUACACAGCUUUUUAUACUUCUUUAAUAUAUCUUUAAUAAUGAAUGAGCCAGCUCAUUUACAUGAACACUGGGAUGUGACUGGCGUGCCUAAACAGCUGUUUUCUUGGAAACUAGGACAAGACAAAUAGACACUGUGAUAAACACAUUUUCUCUGAUUUUGGUGAGAUGUUGUAUGUCAAUGUUCCAAAGAUCUUGCUGAUUUCUGAUAUUAUUAAAAGUAUAUAAUGAUCUACAGGCAAUGACCAACAAGUUUGGAGAAAAGAGACUGAAUUUUUACUGCUAUUCGGGAAAAUAGGGAAAAUAUUUUUCUUCGCAUACCCCAGUUGUCCGAAAGCUGGGGUCAGUCAGCCAUGACACACCACCUCAGGAGCAAUGAGGAUUAAGUGUCAUGCUCAAGGGCCCAGCAGUGGCACCUUGGCAAUACUAGGGCUUGAACCCAUGACCGUCCAAUCAGAAUCUUAGCACUGAGCUACCACUAGUUUAUUUAAUUUCUUUAAAAAAGCACCUAAACACAGUACAUAAAUGUUUAUCUGCUUACUAAAAGAUGUACCUCUUCUAUCUUCAUUGCCAUGUUAAUAGUAAUGCUGAUCUUCUUCCACCAGCUGCCAGCGGACCUCUGACAUUCAGCAACAGAUUCAGUGAACCAUUCUGCUACAUAUUAAACCAGAACACAGCAAAUACUUGUCCCAC